Molecule: messenger RNA, 861 nt
Organism: Penicillium verrucosum
Lineage: Eukaryota; Fungi; Ascomycota; Eurotiomycetes; Eurotiales; Aspergillaceae
Product: general transcription factor IIH subunit TFB6 family
Exons: 2
Coding region: 1-861 (286 amino acids)
Cellular component (GO): transcription factor TFIIH holo complex
Source: RefSeq, a predicted model, not a curated record
AUGUCCCCCGCCUCAAUCCAAAAUGACCCAAAAAACAGCUCCGACUCCGACUCCGACGUCGAGUUCGAGGAUGUCCCAAUCUCCCUCUCAACCAGAUCUAGAAACAGGGAAGACAUAGACAUCCCGAUAACAAUCCGCUCAAAUCCGCAACCACAAUGGACACCCACUCUAUCACUCCCUCAACAGCGAAGCCAGCCCAUCCCCUCAGGCUCCGAGGAAGAAACCCAGCUCCGAGGCCAGAUCAGCACCGGGAUAGAGAGAGUCACAUACCGAAAAAUGAAAUCCGAUAUGGGCAUGGACGCACCGGAUACACCCGCCUCGGAACGCAGGUAUGAUAGCUUCCAAGACCUUGCUGCGGAUGUGGAGAGUCUCAUUGAUACGCUUUGGGCGUCGGCAACACCGGCAAUCCAAACCGAAGCCCUCAUAACCCUAGCAGGCUUAGUCCAAACCUCCCUCCCGGCAUUUCCCUUCGAUGCCCCUUCAACCCUGAACAUCCUCCACAAACUCGACUCCGUCUUCGCGGCACUGUGUACAAGCACGCAUCCACUCACUGGUGCCGUUCUGCCUGGUGCACAGCCGGGCCAGUCUCUCGUUACGGAGACGCAGAAAGUGCGGGUGAGGAGUUUGGCGGAGAGGACUAGAUAUCAAGUCUUUUCUUGCUUGGCGAUGUCGAAUGAGAGAGGACCAGGUAAUGCUGCUAAUGGUUAUGGGGAUGGUGAUGACGAGGACGAGGAUAGUGGCGAUGAGGUCGAUGAGCCGUGGAUGUUGGAGGCUACGCGGGUUUAUGAGAAGAGUCUUAUGUUACUUGCAGAGCAGGAUCCUGAGGUUGAGGCUGGAAUGGAUGGGUUUAAUUGUUUGUAA